Messenger RNA from Phytophthora sojae, 1880 nucleotides. RefSeq lists its product as hypothetical. The transcript has 2 exons. The record is from RefSeq and is a predicted model, not a curated record. Bases 24 to 1880 code for a protein of 618 amino acids. Gene Ontology annotation, molecular function: zinc ion binding. NCBI's taxonomy places the organism in Eukaryota, Oomycota, Peronosporomycetes, Peronosporales, Peronosporaceae.
GUGCACAAGCACACCUCGAGGCGAUGCUGGUGGCGGCGACGCUGCAGCACAACCUGGCCGCGCUGCAGGCGCAGCUGGCGACGCUGCAGCAGGAGAACAGCGCGCUGACGCGGGACCUGUGCCUAAAGGAGAACUACAUCCAGCUGAAAGACCAGCAGUUCCGCGUGAUGCAGCGGCGCCUGGAGGAGCUGGAGGGGGCCGUGGCGCAGUGGAAGGACCGCUGGCUGCAGCAGGUGAACGCCCAUCAGGCCUCGACCAGUGGCAGCGGAUCAAAAGAUGCACUAGGUGGAGGACCGCCGGUAGACAAGCAGGAGGACGCCAAGUGGACGCCCUGGAAGAGCAAACCCGGAACAUCUAACCGCGCCAAGGCGCUCGCUCAGGCCACCGCCAAGCUGGAGAAGUUCUCCCAGGCUGACAGGAACAAACUGCAGCCACUGAUGGCUGCUAUCGAGCAGAGCGGCGGAAGCAGCGGCGGGGACGACCUCGUGUUCGCCGAUGUGUCCGAGGAGCUCAGCCGCAUCCUGCUGCUGUAUCUGCUGCCGGCGUUGCUGGACGCCGCCGACGGCUCGCAGCAGUUGCAGUGUUUCAGUCGCACGUACCGAAAGCAGACGAUGGACUUCCGGGUGUGCACGCGGCAGGCAGCUGAUGCGACGGCCGCGGGGGCGGCCGUGGUCGACGAAGCUGCAGGGUCAUCAGCUUUGGCUGCAACGCCGCCGGAAACAGAGGAGACCGAGGCGCCGCAUUUGUUUGACUGCGUGGACUUGGAACGGCGUGGCGCCGCACGGAACCCUGUGCCCCAUGGCCCCCGGGAGCUGCACGCGACUAAGGCAAUGUUCGUCUCACGACCUCUAAGCAACUCGGCGGCAUCGCGAACAGCUAGCUCACAGCUGGACAAGCUAGGGGAGAAACCGGUGGAGAAAGCGUCACGCCGCUACACACUGACUCCGAAGCGUACAGCGCCUACAUUUGCAGUUGAGACGACAAGAACACAGACAAUGACCAUGGGUGCGCUUCCAUCCCCGGCCCAGUCGCCGUCGUCGAUGGGCGUGCUUCCUCUGGGAUCGGAUGGCGAGGUCAUCCCGAUGCCUCCGCGCGAGAAAGAGGGUAAGGACGGCAAAAUCAAGAAGAUUGUGGGGAGUGUCUUCGAUCGCCUGAGUCGCCACAAGUCGCAGCAAUCGCUGGUAUCCAACUCAACCUCCAGCUCAUCAUCGCAUGCAUCACCUGUGCCCGUGAGCGUACUCGCUGGAUCGACAGAGGUUAUUGGCGACGACGAUGAGUCAAUAUGUGAUGGUUGUGGCCGUGGACCGCUCGUAGGUGUCAAGUGGGUAUGCCGCACAUGCCGCCUACUAGCAGGCGAGGAGUACGAGCUAUGCGAAAAGUGCUAUGGUCAAGGAAUCCACGGCAAGGAGCACGAGGAUGCAUUGUUUGCCCGGGUCGAGGCCAUCGUCGUCCGUAAGUGUCCCCGCCUAGCGAGCGAGACGGAGCUUCUGCACCUGCUGCGCGUUGGUAUUUGUAAGGCCAAUCUCAAGAAGUUCAGCUUCUGCCUCACGUGGAUCGCAGAUCUGCUGCAGUGUAAUCGCACGACUGAUCUGCGAGCCAGAGCAUUGGAGAUCGCCCAUAUUCCUCCGACUGUCCGCAGCGAGUUUGCUAGACUUCUACGUGAGCUGCUAACACGUUAUCGGCCAGACAUCGAGCUCAAAACAGAGUGGGAACCAGCCGCGGGUGCUCAGCACGGAGCGAUCGGACCUGGAACUCCUGGUAUGCGUGGAGAAGGAGCACCAGAUGAGCUCGACACACUGCGAAUUUGGGUUAAAGACGCUCCUCUCACUGCUAGUGCGCCGACUGGGGGCUCAAAUACCGGACCGCCGACGCUAGGGUAG